Ostrea edulis (European flat oyster) is the source of this 1781-nucleotide messenger RNA. Its product is annotated as telomerase Cajal body protein 1-like. Gene Ontology annotation, cellular component: Cajal body. Gene Ontology annotation, biological process: Cajal body organization. Gene Ontology annotation, molecular function: RNA binding; protein binding. NCBI's taxonomy places the organism in Eukaryota, Metazoa, Mollusca, Bivalvia, Ostreida, Ostreidae. The record is from RefSeq and is a predicted model, not a curated record. Bases 284 to 1762 code for a protein of 492 amino acids. The transcript is spliced from 11 exons.
AAUAUACCCAUGAAUGUGAAAGUAGACAAACCAUGCCCGACUUCCAGAUGUUCCGACCCUUUUUCGAAUUUUAUUCAUAUUUUAAGCGACUUGAAUGUUAUGAAGACAAAGACUAUAAAUGUACAGAAACAUCUAAGUGCAGAGCCAAUAUUCAAAAGUAGAAAAAAAAUAGCCAAUCAUUUAUGGAGCGCCAAUUUAAAUUAAACUUAAUUUUAAUUUGAAGAUAUCAUCAAUUCAUAAUCAUUUGAUACGCGCAACAAUUCAGUUUUAUCAUAGUACAAUCAUGGAAGGGAAAGAAAAUGUGGAAUCAGACAUUGGAGAGACAACAAACUCAUUAGAGGAUCCUCACAAGGAUAUUAAUCUGUCGGUGAGUGAUUUAACAGAAGACAUAACAGCAGACCACCAGAGCCGGGAACAGUCCUCUUCAGUAGUCGACAUUCAUCAGUUCAGCGAAGAUAACAAUGACAAACUAGAUGAACAUGUUGGUGAUAUGAACGUAAACAGUGCAGCUGGUGGUGUAGAAGCUUCCUCCUAUGUUAGUCCUGAGGUCAGUGCAGAAAAAAACACAUUAACACAUGAAAGUGAAACACCAGAAGGAUGCAUGGAUAUUACAGAGCCUUAUACCAAUGAACAACCUAGCACAGAUCAUACACAGGAUGUAGUUGACUGUAUAAAAGGUACCCUGAUCCAGAGCCCAACACUGUUAGCAGGGACUGAGUUCAUCAAGGACAACUAUCUGAGAGGAUGUAAAUGGUCAGUAGAUGGCAGUAAGCUUUUGACAACGGCCAACGACAACAAGUUUUAUGUGUAUGACUUUGCACAAGAGCUUUGUACACAAGACAGGUUUUCUGAAAUGAAAUACUCGAAGGUUAUCCAUGAGACAGGGACGGUGUAUGACUUCUGUUGGUACAACCAAACAUCGGAUCCACGAUCGAGUUGUUUUUUGGCCACGAGUAAAGAUAGUCCGAUCCAUUUGUGGGAUGGCAACAGCGGGGAACUGGUUUCUUCCUACAGAGCCUAUGACCAAAUGGAUGAGUUGACUACAGCCCACAGCCUGUGUUAUAGCUGGGAUGGAUCUAAGAUAUAUUGUGGAUUCAGGAAGAUGAUACGAGUGUUUGACACUAACAGACCGGGAAGAGAGUGCGAGAACAGACCAACAUACGUGGGUAAAGUUGGAGGGCAGAAUGGCAUCAUCUCCUGUCUGGUGUCGAGCGCCCAUGGAGGGCUGUAUGCAGCGGGAUCCUAUUCACGAAGCAUUGGACUGUAUUAUGAGCCAAAAGGUGAAACAGUGUGUGUAUUUGAAGGACAACAAGGGGGAGUCACUCAUUUGGCAUUUUCUCCAGAUGGUACAAAAUUAUUCAGUGGAGGAAGAAAGGAUCCAGAAAUUUUAUGCUGGGAUUUGAGAAAUCCUGGACAAAUUCUGUUUGUGGCAGUUAGAAAGGUGGAAACAAACCAGCGGAUUUAUUUUGACCUAGACAGUUCAGGAAGGUACCUGAUUUCUGGUAACCAUGAUGGUACAGUCACACUCUGGGACACACAACAACCCCCCACCCAAUCAAGGCCAGACACUGACUUUGUCUUAGAGUCCUGUCAGGAAUUCAAAGCCCACAACGACACUGUCAAUGGCAUCAGCUUUUACCCUUCACAACCUGUGCUUGCUACAUCAUCAGGACAAAGGCACAGCCUCCUCCUGGACGAAGAGUCCUUCUUCACUAAUGUCAGUUCUGAGGAAAAUGCUCUCAAACUCUGGUUGUAUAAAUAAAAAACAUUUUUAACAUGUA